AUGGCUCCCAAAUCAGCAUCUUCUGGAUCUAAAAAGAAGUCAUCGGCAACUUCAGAUGAAAUCAAGCAGCCCAAAUUCAAACUACCGACAGAAUAUAUUAUCAGACCACUUCCAGCCAACUCUAAUUCUAAAGAAAGUGGUACUAUUACAGUAAAUUCGAAGGUAUUAAGUGCGUUAGAGAUUUCAUCAGGGUCUUUUUGUAUCAUCUCAAAAUUCGGUGAAAACGGUAUUGCUGCAAUUGCUAAUCCUAGCAAGAACGAGAACCACCCCGCAAAUGUCAUUCUAGUAUCUGAUACUCUGCGUUCGGUAUCCAACAUCAUUUUGGGUGAUAGAGUUGAAAUUCAAAAACUUACCCAACAACCUGCUUAUGCCAAAUCAAUAACAGUAGGCCCAUUUGAAGAAGGGUUGGCCAAUGAGAAAGUUAAGCUGGUUGAAAAGUUACUUGAUGACUGUGGAUUAAUUAUGCCAGGAAUGAGAUUCAAUGAGAUUGCUACAGAUAAUAAUGAGAAGUUACAUUUUGUUGUGACCGAUGUUGAUGAUGACGACCUACCAGACAUUGGAAAACUAUCAUUAAAUGCUGAUGAAUCCGAAACACUAGAGUUUAUGUCAAAGCCAGUGCUCUUCAAGAAGGGAUUGACAAAACUAAAGUUUACCGCUGAUAAAAAUGUAUCAAAGAAAUAUUCUCUACCUCAAUCAUUAUCUUAUGAUGCUGUAGGUGGUCUAAAAUGUGAGAUUGACCUGUUAAAAAAAGCCAUCGACCUUCCUUUACAUAGACCAGAAAUAUUUGCUGAUUUUGGAAUUUCCCCGCCUAAAGGUAUAUUAAUGCAUGGCCCGCCGGGUACAGGUAAAACAAUGUUAUUGCGCUGUGUCGCAAACGCAUCUAAUGCCCAUGUUUUAUCCAUAGAUGGCCCUUCAAUUGUUUCAAAAUAUUUGGGUGAAACUGAAUCCAAACUACGUGAAAUUUUUAAUGAGGCUAAAAAAUAUCAACCUGCUAUUAUUUUCAUCGAUGAGAUUGAUUCCAUUGCACCAAAUAGAGCAAACGAUGAUUCAGGUGAAGUUGAAAGUAGAGUUGUUGCAACUUUACUAACAUUAAUGGAUGGAACCUCAUCUUCAGGGAGAAUAGCUGUAAUUGCAGCAACAAAUAGACCCAAUGCUGUUGAUCCAGCAUUAAGAAGACCAGGUAGAUUUGACCAAGAGAUUGAAAUUGGUAUUCCUGACGUUGAUGCUAGAUUUGAUAUAUUAAAGAAACAAUUUGAGAAAAUAUCCACGGAUAAACAUACUCUUUCUGAAGGUGACAUCAAAUCGAUAGCUUCGAAAACUCAUGGUUACGUCGGUGCAGAUUUAACUGCUCUGUGUAGAGAAUCGGUAAUGAAAACUAUUCAAAAGGCUUUAACAGAAAACUCUACUACGGAUAUGACAGAAUUGAAAGUUGGUAUCACUGAUGUAGAAUCAGCAAUGUUGGAGAUACGGCCAAGUGCAAUGAGAGAAAUCUUUUUGGAGAUGCCUAAGGUGUAUUGGUCUGAUAUCGGUGGUCAGGAAGAUCUAAAGAGAAAAAUGAAAGAAAUGAUCCAGCUACCACUGGAGGCAGCAGAUACAUUUGCUGCCCUUGGCAUCAAGGCGCCUAAGGGUAUCUUGUUGUAUGGUCCUCCUGGUUGUUCGAAAACGUUGACUGCCAAAGCACUUGCGACAGAGUCUGGUGUCAACUUUUUAGCUGUUAAAGGACCAGAAAUAUUCAAUAAAUAUGUUGGUGAAUCUGAAAGAGCCAUAAGAGAAAUUUUUAGAAAAGCUAGAGCUGCUUCUCCGAGUAUCAUAUUUUUUGAUGAAAUAGAUGCCUUAUCCCCUGAUAGAGAUGGAUCAUCCACAAGUGCUGCCAAUCAUGUAUUAACAUCCCUUUUGAAUGAAAUAGAUGGUGUAGAGGAACUCAAUGGUGUUGUGAUUGUUGCUGCUACGAAUAGACCAGAUGAGAUAGACUCAGCAUUACUUAGACCUGGGCGUUUGGAUAGACACGUUUAUGUCUCUCCUCCGGAUUUCAAUGCUAGAUUACAAAUACUAAAGAAAUGUACCAAAAAUUUUGAUUUAGACAAUACUGAUGAGUUGCUCAAUGAUCUAGCUACAAGAACAGAAGGAUGUUCUGGUGCUGAAGUAGUGUUAUUAUGUCAAGAAGCUGGUUUAGCAGCCAUCAUGGAUGAUAUUCACACUAAGAAGGUAGACGCAAAUCAUUUUGAAGUAGCUUUACAAGGGAUAUCUAAAUGCAUUACCCCAGAAAUGCUAGAAUAUUAUCAAGAAUUUGCAUCAAGAAGCGGAAUAGCCUCAUAA
This is a messenger RNA of Nakaseomyces glabratus, 2316 nucleotides long. RefSeq names its product AAA family ATPase AFG2 (gene AFG2). Gene Ontology annotation, cellular component: cytoplasm. NCBI's taxonomy places the organism in Eukaryota, Fungi, Ascomycota, Saccharomycetes, Saccharomycetales, Saccharomycetaceae. Gene Ontology annotation, molecular function: ATP hydrolysis activity; ATP binding. The record is from RefSeq and is a predicted model, not a curated record.